Messenger RNA from Aricia agestis (brown argus), 670 nucleotides. RefSeq names its product kynurenine formamidase-like. Gene Ontology annotation, molecular function: arylformamidase activity. NCBI's taxonomy places the organism in Eukaryota, Metazoa, Arthropoda, Insecta, Lepidoptera, Lycaenidae. The transcript is spliced from 5 exons. The record is from RefSeq and is a predicted model, not a curated record. Bases 31 to 609 code for a protein of 192 amino acids.
GAUUCAUAACGCAUUACGCAGCCCACUCAGAUGUCAGUCAACAUGUCUCUUCCAUUGCAACUGGUUGUAGCAUUCCUCACUUGCUUUGUUAUUGUUUCUCAUUCAUCGUCACUAAAUAAAGUUUUAUUUGAUGGGGACUAUGAAUUUAUAGACCUAACGUACCCGUUCGACGCUGAAACAAUUUAUUGGCCAAACACAAGAUCGUUUGAGUUCACGAAAAAGGACGAGGGAUAUUACGAAGAUGGGUCAUGGUACGCAGCAAAUGAAUUUGCGGCAGGCGAGCACGGCGGUACUCAUAUAGACGCUCCUUACCAUUUCGACGCCCAAGGCAAACAAGUUGGUGACAUACCACUGGAGAAGCUCAUAGUUCCAUACGAUAGCUCAAUGCUAAUACAAAUAGGUACUCAGAAGUCAUUUUUUAUUGAGCUCACAUCAUAUUAUGUAUGCAAAGCAGGACUGUACAAUUUGGAAAACGUGAAGCUUGACUCAGAUGUCCCAGAAUAUGGAUGCACAGCUUUUGUGAUGCCUAUGAAGAUAAGAAAAGGAACUGGAGCACCUGUGCGAUUAGCUGCCGUUUGUCCUAAACGAAAACUUCCUGACAGAUUUUAAUAUGAUUGAAUGAUAUUCUUAAGAUUCGAAACUGGAAAGAUGUUACAUUUUACUUCAAUUA